UGCUUAUAGUGUCGCUGACUUCACGCAGCCCCCUCUUUCCAACCCAGGCCACAUUGGCAUACGUAACCGGUGUGCCAGAAGGGAUUCUAUUGCAAAAAUGGUGGCGACAAAGAAAACGAAAAAGACCCUGGAGUCUAUCAACUCCCGACUCCAGCUGGUGAUGAAGAGCGGGAAGUAUGUACUUGGCUACAGACAGACACUGAAGAUGAUCCGGCAGGGGAAAGCCAAGCUGGUCAUCCUGGCCAACAACUGCCCUGCUCUGAGGAAAUCAGAAAUCGAGUAUUAUGCCAUGCUGGCUAAGACGGGGGUGCAUCAUUACAGUGGCAACAAUAUUGAGCUGGGUACAGCUUGUGGUAAAUACUUCAGGGUCUGCACACUCGCCAUCAUUGAUCCUGGUGACUCUGACAUCAUCAGGAGUAUGCCCGAUCAGCAGCAGCCGGGAGAGAAGUAGCUGCACAUACGUUAUCCAAAGUUGUAAUAAAAAAAUGACAAAAAUUGCAA
Molecule: messenger RNA, 501 nt
Organism: Engraulis encrasicolus (European anchovy)
Lineage: Eukaryota; Metazoa; Chordata; Actinopteri; Clupeiformes; Engraulidae
Product: large ribosomal subunit protein eL30
Exons: 5
Coding region: 98-451 (117 amino acids)
Cellular component (GO): cytosolic large ribosomal subunit
Molecular function (GO): structural constituent of ribosome; RNA binding
Source: RefSeq, a predicted model, not a curated record